AUGUCUAAUGCAUCCAACAACACUGUCCUUCAGAAUUCUACAUCAGAGCCCCGGAUGUGGGAGUCUGCCAUCCCCCCUGCAUUACAGUUCGCGUUCGGAGUAAUUGGAAACAUCAUCGCUCUCGUGGUGUUAGUGAUGGCUUCCAAAAAACACAAAUGGCGACCAUUCUACCGACUUGUCGGGGGUCUCGCUAUAACGGACGGUGGCGGAAUACUGCUGGUAUAUCCUACAGUUAUGGUGCGUUAUGCCACGGACUUUGAUUACGUAUUUCCUAAGGCGCUAUGUAACUACAGUUCUUUUGUUUAUACGUUCACCCUUAUCUCCUCAGCAAUGAUCAUCUGUGCCAUGUCUUUGGACAGAUUUGUUGCCAUAUUGUAUCCGUUUAUCUACAACUCCGGUAGAAAUGGUCGGCGGGCCAGUAUAAUCCUGGGUCUAAUAUGGAUUACAGGAGGGCUUGUUUCGAGUCUUCAAUUGAUGGGGCUGGGAUCAAGUUUUAACUAUUACCCCAAAUCGUGGUGUUUUAUCAACUUCGUAGAGAUGGAUACGUUGGAUCGAAUUAACUCUUACAUUUACUCUAUCUUUGGUCUGUUAAUUCUGCUGGUCACUUUCGGCGUCAACGCCACGGUAAUCAUCACUGUGAUCAGAAACAUGAAGUCAGACAUCAGGAGCUCUAAACGGCGACAGAAAAAUGACAUCUUCAUCAUUUCCUUUCUGCUUGUCAUUGUCAUCGUAUUCAGUAGCUGCUGGGCUCCAUUGAUGGGUACGAUUUUUGUUCACGCAUGUCGCAUCAUGAACACAAACGGCUCCCUCGAACUCCUUGUUCUCAGACUGGCGGUGACAAACUCUAUAGUGGAUCCUUGGAUCUAUAUUCUACUGCGGAAGGAAACACUUCUAGGUCUCCUCAAGAUCAAAAUGGCGAUUAGCAGUGGAUGUGUAGAAAAGGGGGAUUCCACACGGAACAACAGAAAUACUGGAGAACAUAAUCAAUCUAAAUAUGUGAAGAAGCCCUCCUUGUCUCCCUACACGGUGGCAGAACCCUCUCACUUUAAUUGCCAAGUGUAUGACGGAGAAGACGCGCCUGAGCCCGAAAUGGUUUGUUGUGAGGCCGGGACCGACAAUCCUGUUUACAAUGGGGAUGAAAAUUAA
Ostrea edulis (European flat oyster) is the source of this 1146-nucleotide messenger RNA. Its product is annotated as prostaglandin E2 receptor EP4 subtype-like. Gene Ontology annotation, cellular component: plasma membrane. The transcript is spliced from 3 exons. Lineage: Eukaryota; Metazoa; Mollusca; Bivalvia; Ostreida; Ostreidae. The record is from RefSeq and is a predicted model, not a curated record. Bases 1 to 1146 code for a protein of 381 amino acids. Gene Ontology annotation, molecular function: G protein-coupled receptor activity. Gene Ontology annotation, biological process: adenylate cyclase-activating G protein-coupled receptor signaling pathway; inflammatory response; positive regulation of cytosolic calcium ion concentration.